Molecule: messenger RNA, 1938 nt
Organism: Somion occarium
Lineage: Eukaryota; Fungi; Basidiomycota; Agaricomycetes; Polyporales; Cerrenaceae
Source: the annotation of a GenBank genome assembly
AUCGCCCCACAUCUUUCGCACCACUACAAUUGCCUAGGAGAAUCUAGUCCCAAUGCCCCCUCGCAGGCCGCAGCCAAGAUCUGCACGUCGUCGAUUGCUUCUUCCCAAUUUAUGUCUUGACAACGCCGAGGACGUGAUCAAGAAUAAAGAGAUGUCCCUUCCAUUUCCCAGUCAGCCCAACAAACCUGGCCUUACCGACGGACUGACCUUGCCUAAGGAGCUGCGGCUUAGACAGUUGUUUAUUUUUCCCAUUUCCAUUGGGAAGAAGGGAGUCACUAAAACGGCGCAGUACGUAUUAAACAUGAGAAAGGAAAUCCAGCUUUCCACUGUAUUUCGAUCUCACCAUCUUUGGAACAACUGCAAGACAUACGCUCACACUACAACGUGGAUCGAUGCGGGCAAAGAUAUGGUUCCUCCUCUUCCAAGUGACGCCCAACAGGAUAGAGCAGCUCGACGAUUGUAUUAUUGGUAUAUCGAUCACACUCUCAGAGGAUCUGGUUUGGUGAACAACGAACUGUCUACUCAAGAUGAAGUGCUUAUGCAGUUGAUCUUGCCAAUCAAUCUCCUUUUGCAGACUCGCUAUGAGAAUACAAUUGAUGAAUGUGAUCAUCCUCCGGAGAAAGGUGACCCCGGAAAAGAAAAAUCUUACAGGAAUGUUUGGGGUCGGGGUAGUGACUCAACAGGACAUCCCCCACCUGAGGAUGGCCAUACUCCCCACUUCGGUAGACCUGUGUCAGCCUCACAUGUCGACGAUGAUCACAACAAGGCGGGAUUUCCCGACUUCCUAUCUCAACGCACCCCCCUACGGCUCGACCAUGGAGCCCUAGCAGAAAUCAAGUCCGCAUUGGCUGUCAACGGAACCAGCCUGAGGAGAACAUUAAGUUCGUCUACGAUUCGUAAGCAUGGCACCUUCCCCUGGGAGUCAUCGCAAUCUAAAGAUUAUAACUUACUGCGCCAGGUGUGGGGCGAGAUGCAUGCUUACAAGUCCAAUUAUGCAUUUUUUACCAACGGCGAUGAAGUGGUUCUCUUUGUGCGUCUUGGCAGAACAUCCCUCUGCGUUUCAGAUAUCAAGAAGUGGGAUUCCCCAGACGUUCUCGAAGCCUUGAUCGGAUUGACGUUUGCUUCUAUUGACUACCCGUCACGUUCAUGGGCAGAGACUGCUGAGCCAACCGAGGAAAUGCAAGACUCCUAUGAGAGGAGUCGCGAAUUUGUAUUCAGGCAUCUCUGUCCGGUCAAUGAGCUCGUAAUCGAUUGGUCAUCACCGGGAAGAAGGAAGAGAACAAAUGUCGCACUAACAGAUAUCGAGAAGGCUCUGCUUGAAAAGGAUGCUGCGCCUGCUGUGUUGCCCGAACUCGGUCCAAAAACGCCACCUCCAGAAGAAAGCCAGGGUCCAAUCCUUAUACCUCCGGGGCAAACUCGUGGCGAAGGGAAGCGUCCAGUGAAACCAACGACCCGUCGCAGCUUCGAAUUCAACAAGGACAGCGAAGUAACCAAAUUUGGACGCUUGAGGAUCAGGACAAAUGCUCCCGAGGCAGGAUCCAACUCGGAAAGAGAAGGUCAAUCUAAGGCCACCGGCAGUCGUGACACUUCCAGUCCAGAACCACAGGGUGAGAGAUCUUCAGAAGAUUAUGAUCCCGAGGAUGAAGAUCCUGAGGGUCAUCAUUCGAGUUCAAGCUCAGACGAAUGAAGUUCCACGUUCACUGGUUCUUUGGGGUGUUCAAGGACGCAUAAGUAUGUAGAGCCAUUGACGUAAGGAGCAGGCACGAAUCAUGGAACCUCUUGUGCCACCGUGUAGUUAUUGUUAGUAGAAUUUAUGUUUUGAAGUUAGUAAUGAUCUUCAGCAGUGAACCAAGAAUGAUGUGUGUAUCGAAAAUCCGUUUCAACGUCUAUGUGGAAUAGCUUGCAGAUGCAGGAAAGAUUUUUAACGCAAGUAUCCGU